This is a messenger RNA of Rosa rugosa (rugosa rose), 673 nucleotides long. RefSeq lists its product as uncharacterized. The transcript is spliced from 5 exons. Bases 125 to 430 code for a protein of 101 amino acids. The record is from RefSeq and is a predicted model, not a curated record. Lineage: Eukaryota; Viridiplantae; Streptophyta; Magnoliopsida; Rosales; Rosaceae.
GUAUUUGGCCACUAGGUAGGAGGGUUUUAUUGCCAUCGUGCUUUUCUGAUUUCACCGUGGGUUUUGAUAGAGACAGAAGACGGAGUUAGCGAAUUGGGGGAAAGAAGAGGAACUUCAAGAUUGGAUGCCCAAGGCUGAGAAGGUUGGUGGGGAUUUGAGGGGGUGCUUAGCCUACUUUACAGACUACUGUCUUCUGGGCAAUGAAGCACUGUUCUGCAUAAUUACAAGUAUAGAGGGCAUUCCGGAGCAGCAAGGUGAUAAAACCUGUGGGUUUUGGAUUAUGCAUUACAUGAAGGACAUAGUGGAGGACAAGAACCAAGAGUGGAGUGCUAAGUGGGACAGAAAGGGAAGCAAUAUGUACACACAAAAUGAUAUUGAUAAGGUUCGGGCCGAGUGGGCACAAUAUGUUGCCCAAUUUCAAGAAAGCUAGUGCCUAACUCUUAUAUAUAUCUGCUUUUGGACAUGCAUCACCUAUAUAACCCAGUUUAGGAAGCUAUAGGUACUAGUUUUUUGCUUUACAUGCUCGAUACUGUGAUGUUUGUUGCAUUGCCUUUAUCGAUCAUGUCUUUUGUUUCAUGGAUGGGGUUGUAUUGAACUGAUGCAUAGCAGGUUGUGUAAUAUACUAAAUGAUUUGCCAGUUUGAUGAAAUGACAUUUUCUGGAUUUCCAGAUUA